GUAUUGUGUACGCUCGUUACAUGAUUGUCUCGAUUGAUCUUAAAAUAAAAGUGAGUGAAAGUCACUAAAAUUAAUUGUUAAAGUAUUAAAUAAUUUAGGGUUGGCCCUGAAUUAAUGUGUAAAUUUACUGUUUUAUAUUUAAAAAAAACGAAAACAUUAUUGAAAAUAAUUUUUUGUAAACUUAAUGAAUGCUAAAACUAAAUUUAAAAUUUAGUUGGAUAGAAUAGAACUGAAAAUAGAAAUGACAAUGAUGGCGACAAUGCAAGCAAACAAAGGCAAAAGGACUUUUAAGCCAGGCUAAGUUAAGCAAUAUUUAUCCCUGCGUAAAUAGUAUUAAAGUAGCCUACAAAAUCAUUUACGACUAAUUAUUAUUUAUUUAAAAAUUGUUAAGAUGCAACAAAGAGUUAUCUUCAGUCACAGUCAAUUCAGUUAGUUGUUGACAGUAAUGACAGGUUGUAUUUUAUAAUUUAUCAUUCUUGUCAUUCUAGUUCUAGGCUGAUGCAUUUCGAAUUUCGCCUGAAUCUGAUAAUUACACAUUUCCCGGCCAUAUAAUAGAUAUAUAUAGAUAUAUAUAUCUAUACACCCACACAUAUAUAAAUAUAUAUAUAUAUAUAAUAUAUAUAUAUAUAUAUAUAUAUAUAUAUAUAUAUAUAUAUAUAUAUAUAUAUAUAUAUAAUUUGUUUAUGGAUUUGUUUGUGGGUUUGUUCCACAAAGGCUUUUACAUGGAUUGAUGGUUCUUAAUCUUAACCAAACUUGGCAAAUAUAUCCAUCAUUGAUAAUUGAUGGCAUCAUUAUCUGGAAGGAGCUCAUAAGGGGUUAUGAACUUUUUUUUAAUGUUCCGUUUGGGGCCGGGGGCCCAGAAUUUGUUUUUUUUUCUUAUUUGAGUCAUAUAAAUAAAAUGACCUACUAAUACUCCUACACUAAUAGAUGGUUAUUGACAAAACUCAGUACACAUACAUAGGGUUGCCAGGUCUGCUUCCAAAAAAAUAGCUGACAAGCGGGGGGGGGGGUUUAAGUAGUUUUUUUUCAUUUUACAAUUAAAGUUAUAUAUUUUCACAUUGAACCUCAAAUGAUGCUACGUUAUUGAGUGUUCCAAACAUACCUAUCCAACUAAAUAGCAUGUAAAUAAUUUUAUAUACUUUUAUUCAAUGUCUUGUAAAACAAUUGAGUAUCAUAGUGGGAUUAAUAAUUUUUUUUGGAGAAUUGAGUUCAAUGGAUAUUCAAUCUAUUUGUCUCAUUCUAACUUAUGAAAAAAGAAGACAAAACGCGAUCCUCCUAUCCUUAUUCUCUUAGACUGUACAGCUUUAGAUUACUUACCAUUUCAUCAUAAAGCUUUUGAAUUUAAAAAAAUGUCCACUAUUUUGUGAAAAAAAAAUAGUGAAAAUAAUGUGUAAAAAGCGGACUGUCCGCUCAAAUAGUGGACACCUUACACAUACACUUGAUAUCCAUAUUCAAAUACCAAAGGGUACUGAACUCAUAAUAUCCAUUCCUCUGUGGCCGGGGGCCCCAUUUCAUUUUUCCUUAUAUAAGCCAUAUAAAUAUCAAUAGGCUUAGGCUUAAUACUCCUACAUGAAUAGAUGCAUCUUGACCAAACUUAGUACAUUUACACUUGAUUACCCAUAUUCAAAUACUGGAAGGUACUGAACUCAUAAUAUCCAUUCUUUUGGGCCGGGGCCCCAUUUUAUUUUCUCCUUAUUGAAGCUAUAUAAAUAUCAAUAGGCUUAGAGAACACUGUAGGUUCUAUGUGAAUUCAUGGAUAUAGGCCUAGUUUGGUAGCAAUGCACUUCAUCGUCCUUAUUGAAAUUUCGGUGGAUUUAAAACUAAGAAUAUAAAAUCUAGAAUUUUCCAGAAAGUUUUAUAACUUUAAAAAGCUAUAUCUAUGGCCUUAUUAAAUAGAUUUUAAUGGGACAAAUUUUAAACUUUAACUCCACAAUUUAUCUGAAUGAUUUUUAUAGCCACCCCACCUCCCCCCAAUCAUUGACAUAGCUAAAAUGGUACUUUAUUAAAUGGGCCCCUACAGAGGUCAUUAUUUCAAUUUAAAUGUACUAUAAUUAUAGUAGUACAAUUUAGUUGUAUAAUAUUUCGCAUUCGAGAAAUAAUCACAUAGAAAAGUAAUUUUUUUACACAUUUCAUGUAGGAUAUUAAAUUUAAUCUAGAAUGCUCCUAAGGUUCUAUAUUGUUCUAUGGGCUAUAUAAUGGGUUCUAAAAGCUUAUCCGAACAAAAUCGCACUGAGCAUGAUCCCUAAGAGCAACAGGAUCCUAAUGGGGAACAAGAUCCAACAGUACAUUGGAACCCAUUGGUUACACGAUCCAAUCGGUGAAUGGGAUCCCAUUGGGAAAUGGGAAUGUGCUGGAAUUGGGGUCCUAAUGCAAUCCCGGGCCGUGCCGGGUAUAUUGGCUAGUAAACUAUAAAAGGUAGUUUUCAAGUUAUAAUUUUUAGGUAAGUAAGCCUAACAUUUCUACUGAGCCACAAAUAAUAUAAUAAACUUAAAAUAAAGUAUUAAUUUUAGGUUUUUGAAUGGUUUUAUAUAUAAUAUCCAGUGCUUUUUUUGUGACGGUAUGCACCGGUACGGCGUACCGGUACCUUUUUCAAUGUGGGGAAAAAAUUAUUACUUUUCUUGUAUUUUAACGUUUAUUAUUAAUUUAUUAUAUUAUUAAUUUGUUAAAAUUGAAUUAUUUUAAAAUUGCAUCUUUGCAGUUGGGAUUUAGCUUGUUUCGAGGUGCGAACUGGUAGUUAAAAGUUAGCCAAUCCAUCACUGAGUACCUUCACCUAUUUUUUUUACAAAAAAAGAGCUGAUAAUAUCUUAAUAUGGUUUGAUAAUAUAUUUAUCUCAUUAUAAAUGAUAUUAUAAAUAAUAUCAUUAUAAAUAAUAUCAUUAUAAAUAUCAUUAUAAAUAAUAUCAUUAUAAUUAUAUUAUUAUAUUGAAUCAUUAGUUUGGACCUGGGCGUUACAUUAAAAUUGAAAAUAAAAGAUUUCAGACACAGUAAUUCAAAUUCAUGCAAAUUAAUCAUUUUUCUUCUUAUGUUUGCUCUGAUUAUAGGCUAUCAGUUCCUUUAAUUGAAAUAAUGGCAGAAAAAUUUAGUCAUCUCUAUUCAGUGUUUGUAGGAAAUCUUCAUGAAGAUGUUUCAGAGGUAAAUGAAUAACCCAAUAUUUAUAAAAAAAAAACAAACCCUUAAUGUAAACCAUUAUUUCUUAUAACCUUAAUAAUGAUGCAUUAUUUAUAUAACAGAGUGGUUAAAAGAUAAACUUGAAAACACAACUUUUUCUUUGAUUGAAUACUUGUGUAGGCCUAUAAAAUAAUAAUUUACAUUUUUGAAAUUGCUUUCAACUAUCAGAAGAAGCUGUACAUUUAUGCCUACCGCCUUUUAGUUCAGAUGGAGCUGUACCAAUUUUUAUUUCAGAAUGAGCUGUGCGACCUUUUUAUGGGGUCUGGAGAGGUUGUCGAUCAUGUUUUGAUCAAAGGAAAAGAUAGAAACAAAUCAAAUUUUGGGUAAGGGUAUAGGACAAAAAUAAUGCAUUAUUAAUGUUAAGGACAGAGUUAAUGUUAUGGUUAGAGUAAAUUACAGCGUAAAAAGGGAAGGGCCAGUUAUUUCAUACUGUGUCUUUAUUUUUACUUAAAAUGACACUUUUGUAACUGUUCAGAACAGGGAUGUCUAGGUCAAAAGGUUCACAUUAAUAUUCCAAUUGUUCAAAAUAAAUCAUUAUCCCUGCAUCAAACACAUUUUUCUGUAUAUACAAGCCAUUUUUAGCAUUUUCAUAUGCUUGUAAAAUGACACAAUCACAUACUAAAUGAACUCAAAGACCAUUAUAAGUAUAUAUUUUCUGACAGUAAAUUGGACAAGGUAUCUUAUAGUAUGAAAAGAAUUUGUUUUUAUAUUAGGUAUGUUGAUACUGACCUUGACCUUUACACAGUGAGUAAAGUUUUACUGCUCAACUUCUGCUUUCAACCCAACCUAAUACUCCAUAAAAUGUUCAAACUGUAAUAAAAUCAAGUUGUUGAAAUACCAGAAGCAAUUUUAUUUGAGAAAAUGUCAAGUAUAGUUACCUAUAUUGUUAUUGUGAUAUUGGUGAAUUGUUUCAUUCACUACCUUUAAAUUUCUGUAAUACAAAAUACAAGGGGGGGGGGGGGCGGGCAUGAAAUGUGUUUUAAAAUUCCUUUUCAAUUGAACUUAUUAAAUCCAUCAUUUUUAUUAAUUAAUACUCCAGAACUACAUAAAAAUUAAGUCUUUGAAUCUCUUUAGUGUGGGUCUUUUAAGUCUUCGGGUUCCAAUUUUUUUCUUUAAAAAAAAAAAGGGGGGGGGGGGGGGGGCGGGCAUGAAAUGUGUUUUAAAAUUCCUUUUCAAUUGAACUUAUUAAAUCCAUCAUUUUUAUUAAUUAAUACUCCAGAACUACAUAAACAUUAAGUCUUUGAAUCUCUUUAGUGUGGGUCUUUUAAGUCUUCGGGAUCCAAUCUUUUUCUUUUCUGAUCGAUUUUCAACCUUUCCCAAUUGAAUUUAUCUGUAACAAUAUGACUAAGCUCAGGGCUAAACCUGUCAAUAUCUGACCCUUAUGUCCUAUCACCGUUAGAGCUAAUAUUGUCACUACUCAUUACCGGCAUGUGGAAUAUCACUGAAAUAAUUGCUUUCAUUUUAAUCCAUUUGAGAUAAGUCCAAUAAAGGACGUCUGUGUUUCUUUUGCCAUUUAAAUGGGGAACCCUCUCCAGCAUCAGAAAUUAUAGUGGUAAAAAAAUCGAGCAAAUUUCACACCUGAUUAAUCCCCCCCCCCCUGAUAAAAUCAUGUUAACACACAGACACGUAAACAGGAAUCCAACUCAUUUAUAGAGAUUGAUUUUUCCUGAACCAAUAGACAUUAAAUCUUUCACAUUUUUAAUGACCAUUUUGCUUGUGACUGUAUCUGAUACAUUAUGACAUUUGUGAGGCAACAUGUCAUAGUUAGUUGUGAGGCAACAUGUCAUAGUUAGUUGUGAGGCAACAUGUCAUAGUUAGUUGUGAGGCAACAUGUCAUAGUUAGUUGUGAGGCAACAUGUCAUAGUUAGUUGUGAGGCAACAUGUCAUAGUAAGUUGUGAGGCAACAUGUCAUAGUUAGUUGUGAGGCAACAUGUCAUAGUUAGUUGUGAGGCAAGCUUCACUUUUCAUUACGUAUUGAACAUUGUCCAAACAGUGGUUCAUAUCAGACCACAAGAAGUAGACCAAUUUGAAAAUCUUACUUUGUUGGUUAUUUCUAUAUUUAAAACCUUAGGUUUGUUCGUUACGCGACCCAAGAAGAAGCUGUGAAAUCCAUCAAAGAUUUCAAUGGCUGGUCAUUUAAAUCACAGCGGAUUAUUGUUGACAUUGCUUCUAACAGUGGACAAAAAUUAAAUUUUGGUUUGUAAUUUUGUCCUUUAUUAUGUAAGCUUUUAACAUUCUAUAACAAGACAUUACAGUUAAGGAGUGUGCCCAGUUAGAAAAUACUUUUAACAUCUAUUUAUAGUUUAUUCUUACAUUAAGGCAAAUUUACAAGUCGUUAUUAAUAGCAAUCUAUAUACUCUCUAGCACAACCUGCAAGAUCUGAUGAGAUGGCAAAGUUAUCUUUUAAUGAUCCACCUCCUUCCUUGUGGAGCACCAGCAGCCAUGACAGUGUCUUGAACUACAACAGGGUCAAGGAAACAUGCUCAUGGGUGACAGAUGAGUUCUUUGCUACAACUCAUGGGGGUAUGUUGGAAUGUCAUGGUGAUAUGCAGAAAUGAAUGUUGGGGGUGAUAUGUAGAAAUGAAUGUUGGUGGUGAUAUGUAGAAAUGAAUGUUGGUGGUGAUAUGUAGAAAUGAAUGUUGGUGGUGAUAUGUAGAAAUGAAUGUUGGUGGUGAUAUGUAGAAAUGAAUGUUGGGGGUGAUAUGUAGAAAUGAAUGUUGGUGGUGAUAUGUAGAAAUGAAUGUUGGGGGUGAUAUGUAGAAAUGAAUGUUGGUGGUGAUAUGUAGCAAUGAAUGUUGGUGGUGACAUAUUUAUAUUGUUUUUGAAACUCCUUCAUUUAUCAAGUAGUUCAAACAAAUAAAUAAACAAUAUAAAAAUAACUUGACCAUUUAAAAAUAAUUGAAAAUAACACAUUUGUAUAAACUCAAAGAGGUCAAGGGACAUCUAAAUUUCUACUGUUCCUCUCCAAAUAAGUGUAGAAUGAUGCAAAACUAACUUCAGGUUUGUGCAUAGUGCAGCUCUUCAUUUUGAAUUUUCAAAAAAAAAAAGUCAGGGAUGCGGUGAAUGAUGUUCUUGUACAGACAAAAGUAGGAUUUUCCUUAUGUUUGGAAUAAAUAUAUAUAGUUGAACCAUGUAGAUUCAAGGGGCGAAACUAGCUGGGCCGAAAGUCGCACCUCCUGAUGUUUCAAAAACUAGUUUGAAUUUAUGUUUAUUGCCGGGGGCGCCAGAGUCAGAGAUGGCCGCCAGAGUCAGAGAUGGCCGCCAGAGUCAGAGAUGGCCGCCAGAGUCAGAGAUUUCUGUGGUCAUCAUAAUGCCUUUUUAUCCCGAAUGCUUAUAAUCCCCCCUCCCCAUAAAAUGUACUAAAAGAAACACUUGUCACACACAAACACAUGGACCAACCUGGGCUCCAAAUACUUUUCCUAAAGUUACGUCGGCCUAACAAGCUAUAGGUUUAUAAGGCAAGGACCACUUAUUCCAAAAGAAUUUCCCCAAUGCUAACAUGUAUAUACAAUAUAGAACAUAUCAUAAUAUUAUCAUACAGUUAAGUAAUCUAUAUGAUGAAACAAAUCAUUGUGGUGACCAACAGGUAUCUGUAACACAGAACAUAUCAUCAAUGAUCUAGACAAAAAAGAAAAGGCGACCCUUCUACCCGUUCCACUGAUAAAGCCAACUGGUACCACUUCCUACAGAAUGGUCAUCAAAAGCCUCAAGGACUGGUCAGUGCAUUGUUACUUACCUGUCUUUUCAAGGUUGGAUUUAUAGAGUUUCAUUGUCUUUGAUUUAAGAAUGAAUUUAAACCUUUAAUGAACUUUUAAAGUAUGUAUUAUUAGCCAGAUCCUAAACUAAAUCAGUUAUAAAAAUAUGUUUUCUUUUCCAGGGAGAGCUCCUUGAACAUCCCACCAGACCAGAGUUCUAGCUCUUCUGUACAGAACCAUUAUAAUAUCAUUCUGGAGGAGGUACAAAGGUAUCUGAAGCCCUUGUCUGCUUUAGAUGAAUCUCCUGUGUGCCAACGAGGAGGCAAUAACUCACCUGUUGGUCAGUUGGGAGAAUUUAACUCACCUGUAGGUCAGUCAGGAGAUGAUCACUCAACUGUUCCGCCAGGAGACAAUUACUCUCCUGUAGGCCAGGCAGAAGAUAUUAAUAACUCACCUGUAGGUCAGUCGGGAGAAUUUAACUCACCUGUCGGUCAAUCAGGAGAUGAUAACUCAACUGUACCGCCUGGAGACAAUAACUCACCAUUAGGCCUGGAAAAAGAUAUUAAUAACUCACCUGUAGGUAAGUCGGGAGACAAUAACUCGCCCCAGUCAGGAUAUAUUAAAAACGCACCUGGUGUCCAGUUAGAAGACCAUCACUCGCCUGUAAAUGAGUCAGGAGACAAUAUCUCACCUGUGGGCCUGUCGGCAGAUAUCAAUAACUCACCUGUAACUGUAAGUUACAUUAAUAAAUCAUCUGAAGGCCAAUUACCAGAAGCCAAAAGACCUAUUACUUGCCCAGCCACUGACCCCAAGAUGCCAGAGCUAAUAUCUCAUGAUAACUCAAAUAAUAUAAUGGUAUUAAUGAAACAACGCUUUCUCCUAGCAACCCAUUUGGUCACUUCGCCAAGACCAACAUGCUCCCCUCACAUGAGUGGUCCUGCUCAAUUUCCAGCACCCCCUUUGUUUCCCCCACCCCAGCCGCCUACCUCAUCCCCGUGUACAUCAUUGGUACAGCCUGAAAAGGCAGAUGGACAUCGUCCAAGCAUAUCUUCAGCUGUACCAUCUUGUCAAGUUUUGUUAGAUUUCAGAAGUAGCAUGCGGGACAGGAUGAGAUCCCCUGCACAUGUCACUAAGGAUUGUAAGACUUUGAGAAGCACUGCUGCAGAGAAUGUCCACUUUGUAGCAGAAGAAAGGGAUGAAAGUGGCUGGACGUUUGAUAAAGAGGAGUUGUGUACAAACAAAGACCAAUGGGCUAGGAUGGCCUUUGAGGCCAACUGCUUCCAGUGAUCUCUCAGUUGUGUCCCAGUAGCAAGGUAUUCAAACUGUUUUCUGUUAUGUCUAUAAUAGUAAGUGGUCAUCUUGCAGCAGCUAUGUCUGAUAGUAUGUGGUCAUCUGGUAGCAUCUAUGUCUGCUAGUAAGUGGUCAUCUUGUAGCAGCGAUGUCUGAUAGUAUGUGG
Lymnaea stagnalis (great pond snail) is the source of this 8319-nucleotide messenger RNA. The record is from the annotation of a GenBank genome assembly. Lineage: Eukaryota; Metazoa; Mollusca; Gastropoda; Lymnaeidae.